Molecule: messenger RNA, 900 nt
Organism: Chaetomium globosum CBS 148.51
Lineage: Eukaryota; Fungi; Ascomycota; Sordariomycetes; Sordariales; Chaetomiaceae
Exons: 4
Coding region: 1-900 (299 amino acids)
Molecular function (GO): oxidoreductase activity
Source: RefSeq, a predicted model, not a curated record
AUGACAUCCAAACCGCAGUUCGAGAGUGGCCACGAGAUUCCGGUGUCGGGCCAGAGUUUCCCAGGUCUGGAGAGCAAAAUGCCCAACCCACAGCCACUAUUUGACGAAAUCCCGACCGAAGAUGGCAAGAGUCAGAAAUACAAGCCGGCCGAGAAACUAAAGGGCAAGAAGGCCAUCAUCACAGGGGGCGACUCGGGCAUUGGCCGUGCAACGGCUAUUUUGUUUGCCAUGGAAGGCGCCGACUCCCUUAUCGCCUAUCUUCCCGAGGAGGAGGAGGACGCCCGAGAGACCAAGAAGCGGGUUGAACAAUACGGGCAACAAUGCCAUCUACUGGCCACCGACCUGAGAGAUAAGGAAAACUGCAAGAGGGUGGUCGAUGAAGCAGUGAAGGUCUUCGGCGGCAAGCUAGAUAUCUUGUUCAACAACGCGGCCUACCAAAUGGUGGUGGAUGACAUCAAGGACCUUUCUGAGGACCAGUGGUUGCACACCUUCAACACCAACAUUCACCCCUAUUUCUUCCUGGCCAAGUAUGCGCUGCCGCACAUGAAACGGGGCAGCACCAUCGUCAACAAUGCCAGCAUCAACGCCUACGUUGGCCGGCCUGACCUCCUCGACUACACCUCGACGAAGGGUGCUAUUGUGUCCUUCACACGCGGCCUGAGCAACCAGCAGGUUGGGAAGGGUAUCCGGGUCAACGCCAUUGCGCCUGGCCCGGUCUGGACACCGCUGAUCCCGUCGACAAUGCCUGACAAGGCGCAGAAGCAGUUUACUAGCCCCAUGGGCAGGCCCUCUCAACCAAGCGAGAUCGCAACAUGUGUUGUUUUCUUAGCUUCGUUGGACAGCUCGUCCAUCAGCGGACAGACGAUUCACUGCAAUGGGGGCAGCAUUGUUAAUGGUUAG